GCCACAAAGCCAGGCGAGAGUUUCAACGCUGAGCUGAUUCUUUUAGAUGUCCAAGCACAUCUAGGAAGCCCAAAUGCCGAAGAAGAUAAGGAGUAUAAUCUUAUCGUAAAGUUCUUGAGUGGUGAUGCAUUAACAAGUGAAAUAAUAAAAAGGUGUGGGUAUCACAUCAAAGAAUUUAUGAUGUACUCUGAAGUUGUGAAGGAAUUAAACGACUUUCAAGCCGAAAGGGCUAACAAUGAAUUCCGACUAGACAUCCCCGAAUACAUAUAUGGUAAAUGUACUGAUAAGGAAUAUGUCCUAGUUAUGCAGAAUAUUAAGGUGCUGGGGUAUGAAACUGGUCCUAAGAAAGAAGGACUUGAGUUCCACCAUGCAAAAUUGGCUGUGAAUCAUAUUGCACGAUUGCAUGCUGUGUCCUAUGCUUAUGAUAAGUCCCAUAAUUUUCUGGAGAAGUACUCAUGUUUCAAAUUUAGCAAUGCAAUUAGCAGUUUUUUCAAGCCAGUUGUAUGGGCAUCUUUAUUAAAUAGCAUCAAAUUUCUAAAAAGUAAGAAGGGUUAUGAAGAUAUGGUUCAUAAGUUAGAGACAGGGAAAACAACACUCCCUGUUAAGUUUGCAGCAAUGUGGGAUGAUCAAACAAGACAUAAAUUUUUAUGUCUUACCCACGGGGAUUUUUGGAACAGUAAUUUGAUGUAUAAGCACAGUGAAGGAAUGCAGGAUGAAAUUCGUAAGAUUGAAUCUUUGAAACUCAUUGAUUGGCAAAUAUCUCAGUGGAAUAAUCCAGUGUUUGACCUCCAUUAUAUGUUGAAUACAUCUACCUCAUUUGAAAUGAGAAGAGACCAUGCAGAAGAAAUUUUAAGACAUUAUCAUGCAACCUUUACAGAUGCAACAAAUAAACUAGGUACCCCUGUACCUAAUUGGAAUUAUGAACAAUUCAGAGCAGAGUUUGACAGAACAUCACUUGUAGGUUUCCUCAUGGGAAUGUGUCUCAUUCAAGGAACACUAAGUAAAGCUGGAGAAACUAUCAACCAUUCAGGGUCUACAUGCCUUAAUAAUGCUUGCUGCUAUCCUUGUAAGGUUGUGGUUGACAAAAUCAAAUCUGGCUUGGCCAAAAUAAUUGUAUCGUUUGCAUUCAAACCAUCCUCAGAAUACUUUAUGCGAGCAAGUGUUAAAAGUGUAUUGAGUCCAAUUGGCCAAGAGUUGGUAGAGGGGAGUAAUGAGGUACUGAAUAGACGUCUUCUGGACCUCUUGACAGAAGCAGAUGAGAAGGGAGUACUUGAUGUCCUCAUGUUGUAAAAGUACAUGACAUAAUGUCCAAUAUACUGUCUUUCUUGUCAUUCAGGUAAUUUAACAUUUUGAAUAAAGGUAUAAGUAUAAAGGGACCUCUGUUAUGCAAAGAGGACCCGUAAUAGAUAUUUUUGUACUCUGUAAUUGCAAGUUAUGAUAGUAUGCAGAAAGGCAGUGAAAUUGUAUUUAAAAAGUAGUUAGUAGAAAAAAAGUAUUAUAUAGAUAGUAUUGGAUGCAAAUCAGGGGAUAAGAGUACUUCUACUUUGUAGUACUACCUAAUCAAAGAGAAUAAGUUAAGUCGAUUCUGUGCUUCCUUCAUGGGAUUGCAUUAAGACAACAUGAUUAUUACUCUUAUAGUAUACUCAAGUGUUUUAACCUUGACACAAAGCAAUAUUUUUGCUGCAUAAUUUUCAUAAAUAUUUGUUGCUAAAUUUGUAGCAGCAGUAAGGGUGUAUUUUAUUUUUUUAGAUAUUUAUACCUAAAGUUUUAUCAAGAAUCCAUAUCACAUUUGAGAUGUGUGAAUGGCUAUUAUGUAUCAUUCUUGUGCCUUAAAUCAAAACCUGUAAUACAUGACACUUGUUUUUAACAUUAAACAAAUUUAAGGUUUGUUUAUGCUAUGGUAAUGUUAAGAGUAUUUUUUGAACAAAGUUGUAGUUAAGAAUUAUUCUAAUUUUAUAUACAGAAUUUCAGGUUUACUGAAGUCACGAAAAUUUUCAUAUUGACUUUUUUAUGUAGUGUAUAUUAUGAAUUUGGUGCAUUUGUGUAGUAUGCAUGUAAAAGGCAUAUUUUUGCAAGAGAAAAGUGUACAGGAUUAGAUAAAAGAAAGUUUCUAUUUUCCAUAAAUCUGUAUCAUAGAUAUAUGAAUGAGUGAAAGAUAUGCAGUGAGUCUCAUAUGUAUGAGCAGCACAUUUGUUCAGUAUAUAUACAGAAUAGUAAAGACAUAAGAGAAAAUAUUUUGAUUUAUGUCUUCUUUAGGGUGAAGUAGUAUUUAUUUCAAAGAGAUUUUUUCCUGUUGUUUUCUGUGUAGUUGUAUGCUGAUAAUGACCAACAUGUAUAAUGCAUGUGUCAAGGCAGUUUUGAUUUGUGUGGCUUUUGUUUUGUUGAGAUUUUUUGUGAAAUAAUUGUUAUUCUCACUAUUUGUUCUAAUAUUGGCAAAUCCAUAGUUGGAGGGUCUUUGAUAGACUUAGGUUUUAUUUUUUUAUUUCUCAUGUAUGCAGAUUCAUUAUUGGUAAAAUGAUAUACAUCAAUAUUUUCAAAUGCAUUGCAAGAGGGUAGUGGGUAAUAUAUAAAACUUAUCACUGAAUAAGUCAGUUUUUUUCAUUUCUAAUGAUGUUGCCUUGCCAUAGGUGAAAGACGUACAAUAACUUUGCACAUCACAGUAUUAUUUGAAAUGUAAAUUUAUUUCAUUCUAAAUUAUGUUACUUACAUAGUAAAUUAUAUUUAUAUUCAUGAAAAUGACAAGGCAAAUAUAAAGUUAGUAAUGUAAGAUAUAGAGCAGGUUAUCAUGCAGGGUUUCUUAAUGACAGAAAUACUAUUGUAGGCGAAGCUUAUUAUUGUAGCAUAUCCUAGAGAAAUUUUUAAGUAGAGAAUUUUAAAAGAUUGCUUCAGCUUGAGACAUUGUCCAAUACAAAGGCUUGUAGUAAACUAACGUUUGGUCAUAAUGUUUUCUUCUUCUUCAUCAUGUUCUUCCAGGUUUGUCAAUGUUGAUAUCUCUAGGUUUUACUCUUUUUGCUUAACUUGUAGAUGUGGAAAAAAAACUACAAGAUGUUCAUUGUAGUCAGUUUCAUUGUUUUGCUUUCUCUCGCUUCAUUUUGUUCACCAUUGUUGUCAGUUCCUUUGUCAUCUCUGCUGUUUCCAUUAUUAUUACUAUUAUUAUACUUGAAAUCACUUUUGUAA
Penaeus vannamei (Pacific white shrimp) is the source of this 3177-nucleotide messenger RNA. NCBI's taxonomy places the organism in Eukaryota, Metazoa, Arthropoda, Malacostraca, Decapoda, Penaeidae. The record is from RefSeq and is a predicted model, not a curated record.